Aspergillus mulundensis is the source of this 1494-nucleotide messenger RNA. Its product is annotated as Aldehyde dehydrogenase. The transcript has 4 exons. Bases 1 to 1494 code for a protein of 497 amino acids. Lineage: Eukaryota; Fungi; Ascomycota; Eurotiomycetes; Eurotiales; Aspergillaceae. Gene Ontology annotation, molecular function: aldehyde dehydrogenase (NAD+) activity. The record is from RefSeq and is a predicted model, not a curated record.
AUGUCUGACCUUUUCACUACCAUCGAGACUCCGGCCGCCAAGUUCGAGCAGCCCCUCGGACUGUUCAUCAACAAUGAGUUCGUGAAGGGUGCCGAGGGCAAGACCUUCGAGACCGUCAACCCCUCCAACGAGAAGGUCAUUACCUCCGUUCACGAAGCCACCGAGAAGGAUGUCGACACCGCUGUUGCUGCUGCGCGCGCUGCCUUCGACGGGCCAUGGCGCCAGGUCACCCCCUCCGAGCGGGGCAUUCUCAUCAACAAGCUCGCGGAGCUGAUGGAGCGCGACAUCGACAUCCUCGCUGCUGUGGAGUCUCUCGACAACGGCAAGGCUUUCACCAUGGCCAAGGUCGACCUUGCCAACGCCAUUGGUUGCCUGCGCUACUACGCUGGUUGGUCCGACAAGAUCCACGGUCAGACCAUCGACACCAACCCUGAGACUCUUUGCUACACCCGCCACGAGCCCGUCGGUGUCUGCGGUCAGAUUAUCCCCUGGAACUUCCCCAUUCUCAUGUGGGCGUGGAAGAUUGGUCCCGCUGUUGCCACCGGUAACACUGUUGUCCUGAAGACUGCUGAGCAGACUCCUCUCUCCGCUCUCUACGCUGCCAAGCUGAUCAAGGAGGCUGGUUUCCCUCCUGGUGUCAUCAACAUCAUCUCCGGUUUCGGUCGUGUCGCCGGUGCUGCCAUCUCUAGCCACAUGGACGUUGACAAGGUUGCCUUCACUGGUUCUACCCUCGUUGGACGCACCAUCCUCCAGGCCGCUGCGAAGAGCAACCUCAAGAAGGUUACCCUUGAGCUUGGUGGCAAGUCCCCCAACAUUGUCUUCGAUGAUGCCGACAUUGACAACGCCAUCUCCUGGUCCAACUUCGGUAUCUUCUUCAACCACGGCCAGUGCUGCUGUGCCGGUUCCCGUAUCCUCGUCCAGGAGGGUAUCUACGACAAGUUCGUCGCCCGCUUCAAGGAGCGUGCCGCUCAGAACAAGGUCGGAAACCCCUUCGAGCAGGACACCUUCCAGGGUCCUCAGGUUUCCAAGCUCCAGUUCGACCGUAUCAUGGAAUACAUCAACCACGGUAAGCAGGCCGGUGCCACCGUCGCCGUCGGUGGUGACCGCCACGGUGAGGAGGGUUACUUCAUCCAGCCUACUGUCUUCACCGACGUCACUUCCGACAUGAAGAUUGCCAAGGAGGAGAUCUUCGGCCCUGUCGUCACCGUCCAGAAGUUCAAGGACGAGGCUGAGGCGAUUAAGAUUGGUAACUCGACUGACUACGGCCUUGCUGCUGCUGUACACACGAAGAAUGUUAACACAGCCAUUCGCGUCUCCAAUGCCUUGAAAGCUGGUACCGUCUGGAUUAACAGCUACAACCUGAUCUCCUACCAGGCUCCCUUCGGUGGCUUCAAGCAGUCCGGUCUCGGACGUGAGCUUGGCUCCUACGCCCUCGAGAACUACACACAGGUCAAGGCGGUGCACUACCGUCUGGGUGACGCUCUCUUCGGUUAA